AUGUCUUUCAGUACCUCAACCACACCGUCGGACUCAACCUCGACCUCUACAACCUGGACCACGACCGACAUCACACCCACCCUCAACACAGCCAUGACCAAUCCCAACGACGCCGGCGGCGGCAAUGGCGGCGGCAUCGUCAUCAACGUCUCACCCACAACAGUAAUCCAACUCCGCACGAUCGGCUUCGUCAGCACCAUCACCGACGGCACCAUCCCUCCCAUCACCCUCGACCCAGCCCCUCCCACCACCACGGUCUUCGUCGCUCCGACUCCGACGGUCAUCGGGACGUACCGACCCACGACCACUGUAACGCUCACCACCCUCGCUGCAACGUACUACUUCCAAGACGUGCACUCCUCGAUCUACUCCACUAGCGUUGUCGGGCUCCCCCUCUCUACAGCCACAGGUACUCCACAACAAUCAGACGACAGCGGGUCUGGAUGGGAUAGCUGGUCCGCAGGCGCGAAAGCCGGACUGAUCAUCGGGGUUGUGUUUGGGGUGUUGUUGCUGCUGAUGGUGCUGACGUGCUGCUACAAGAGGAACGCGAGGUGGAUCGCGCAUGACUGGAGGUGGGCGCCGCAGGUUGGGGCACCGACGGGGAACAACAUGGCGAUGGUGGCGACGCCGAGCUAUGGAUAUGCGUAUCCGACUUACAUGAGAGGUGGGCAUGGAAGCGGAGGACGGGAAUGGGGUUGGUGGACGAGAGUGGUUGAGAAGGUGAGGGCAUGGUCGGUGAGACGCCGCACGAGCAAAGGUGCUGCUACACAAGUGUACGGAUGGAAUACGGAAGAAGAACCGCCGUCCACACCGAUUCGGGUGCUGAGGGAGAUGCGACUUGCCAGGGAGGAGCGGAAUGGUGAAGGAAGAGGAGUUUCUGGCGGGCUGGCGGACUGA
Cyphellophora attinorum is the source of this 897-nucleotide messenger RNA. RefSeq lists its product as uncharacterized. The coding region runs from base 1 to 897 and encodes 298 amino acids. The transcript has a single exon. Lineage: Eukaryota; Fungi; Ascomycota; Eurotiomycetes; Chaetothyriales; Cyphellophoraceae. The record is from RefSeq and is a predicted model, not a curated record.